Molecule: messenger RNA, 588 nt
Organism: Lodderomyces margitis
Lineage: Eukaryota; Fungi; Ascomycota; Pichiomycetes; Serinales; Debaryomycetaceae
Product: DNA-directed RNA polymerase III subunit
Exons: 1
Coding region: 1-588 (195 amino acids)
Biological process (GO): DNA-templated transcription; transcription initiation at RNA polymerase III promoter
Cellular component (GO): RNA polymerase III complex
Molecular function (GO): DNA binding; DNA-directed RNA polymerase activity
Source: RefSeq, a predicted model, not a curated record
AUGUUUAUACUAUCGGAAAUUAAUGAUCUAAUACGGAUUCCACCUCAUACAUUCAACAUCCCAAUCCAGCACGCAAUCACCGAUGAACUCAAUAAGAAAUAUGCCAACAAAGUUGUACCCAAGCUAGGCGUGGUUAUCACCAUAUGGGAUCUACUCGAUAUUAAAGAUGGACUACUAAAACCGGGAGAUGGUGGAUCAUAUGUUGAAGUGAGAUUUAGAUGCAUUGUGUUCAAACCAUUUGUAGGGGAAGUAUUAACGGGAUGGGUAACCGAAUGUAAAGUAACUGGGAUCAAAGUAAGAUUAGAGUUUUUCGAUGAUAUUUGGAUACCUUCCGAUUACCUAUUUGAAGAUUGUGAGUUUAGAGAAAAUGAACAGGCUUGGGUGUGGAAUUCAGCCGGUACGGAAUUGUUUAUUGAUGUUGAUGAAAAAAUUCGAUUCAAAGUGGAAAAAGAAGUAUUUUACAAUGUAAAGCCGAAAAGUUCAAAUGAAGCAAUUGGAGUUGAAGAACAAGUUAAUAAAUUACCACCAUACAGUAUAAUUGCCUCUUGUCAACUAUCUGGUCUAGGAUGUGUUACAUGGUGGGAUUAA